Molecule: messenger RNA, 1882 nt
Organism: Anguilla anguilla (European eel)
Lineage: Eukaryota; Metazoa; Chordata; Actinopteri; Anguilliformes; Anguillidae
Gene: lrrc74b
Product: leucine rich repeat containing 74B
Exons: 11
Coding region: 299-1711 (470 amino acids)
Molecular function (GO): protein binding
Source: RefSeq, a predicted model, not a curated record
UUCACUGUAAACCUUUCUGCUUUACAAUUAGUGUAACUGCACGUCAGUCAUCUACUUACAGCGGUUCCCUCCCAUGGAGAACAUUAAAUCGGGACAGGAAUGUAAGCCACGGCACUGAUUUACUAGCCAAAAUACAAUUGCCGUCAUGAGUCCUGUCUUUUCGUAGACGCAAACCAAACAACUAAGUAACAUCUGGGAGGUUAAAAAUAAAUAAAUAAAUAAAUAAAAUAGCUAGCCGAUGUGAGGGAUUUAAAAAAAAUUGAUUUUAUUUAGUGUAGGGGUCUGUUUGACUGAAGCUAUGGUUGUCAAAAAGCUGGCAAAGGAAUCUCUGUUGCCCUCUGUUCUGGAAGAUAAUGUGGCUGAGAUGGAGGGUGAGCUGCUUGGUGAGAGUGAGCAGCUCGGAGGGAUUGGAAGCAGACCACCAAGCAGGCCCAGAAAGCUCUACAGCAGGGGCAGUGUUGACAGCCAGACGGUGACAAGACUGGACACGGAAGCUCAUCCGUCACAAGGCGGGCCCUCAGGAGAGGAGAUGACAGACUGCGGGGGUGAGGAAGACGAGGGUCAGCGGCGUGAGGACCCCGGCGAGGACGCGGAGGGGGGGGCCAUGCAGGCGGCCGAGGACCAGGACUAUGACACAGACUUGGAGAUGGAAGAUGAGAAGGUGCCCUAUGACCCCACGGGAGAGACCUGCUACAGGGCGGCCUGCAAGGUCUUUGGGGUGGUCCCUGUGUCCUACUUCCUGAGAAACAUGCACGCCAGCGAGCUGAGCAUGAUGCACCAUGGACUGGGGCCCCAGGGCACCAAAGCGCUGGCGGUUCCCUUGGUAACCAACACCUCCAUCCUGAAGCUGAACCUCAGGGACAAUCGGAUGGAGGGCCCGGGCGGGGCUGCCAUGGCGGAGAUGCUGACGGAGAACUGUUUCAUCACAGAAAUCGACCUGUCGGAGAACAGGCUGGGGCUGGACGGAGCGCAGGCCGUCUCCAGGAUGCUCGUGGAGAACAGCACCCUGGUCAGCGUCAACCUCUCGGGCAACGACUUCGACGACCACGCCGCCAAGCACCUGGCCGACGCCCUCCUGGCCAAUCAGAAGGUGGAGGCUCUGGACCUCAGCUAUAACAGGAUGGGGGAUGUGGCAGGGGAGCUUCUGGGAAACGCCAUCGCCGAGAACACGGCAGUGAGGGACCUGAACCUCAGCUGGAACUGCAUGCGCGGGAAAGGCGCCGGCUGCUUGGCGGCUGGCCUGGGGGCAAACAUUUUCCUCCGCAAGGUGGAUCUCUCUUACAAUGGGCUGGGAAAGGAGGGGGCAGCAGCCCUGGGAGAGGCACUCAAAGUCAACAACGUGCUCGAAGAGCUGAAUCUGAGCGUCAAUCGGAUACCCCCCGACGGAGCGAUCUGCUUCGCGGCCGGCCUCCAGCAGAACAAGACGCUCCGAACGCUCGGCAUGGCUCGAAACCCCAUGCAGACCACUGGCUGCCUCGGAGUGCUGAAAGCCAUUCGGGAGAACCCGGAGUCCGCCGUGGAGUUUCUGGAUUUUUCCGACAUCCCGGUGAACCAGGAGUUCGUCGACCUGUACGAGGAGGUCGGAGAGGCGUUCCCCAACCUGCGGGUGAAGCACGGGGGCUGCCUCGGCAAAAACAAAAAGCCAAAGUUGAAAGAUACUUCAGAGAUGCAGGAAAAUGAAGAAUCCACCGAGAAGACUGAAGCUCAGUGAGAGGGCCCCUCCUUUAGUUGACACUGGCAACCAGCGAAGGCGAGGAGUACUACUUCAGUUGAUUUUGGAUCCACUCUGUUUGCAUCUGUUAACUUUUACAACAGCAGGUAGCUGCUUCAGAGCCUGGAGGAACAUGCUAUUCCUGCUAAUUAAAAGCUCAUUUAAAAAGUA